AUCUUUUUGUAUAUCAUUUCAAGGUUUUUGGCCCAUUUAAAGUCUUAUGUUCGAAAUAGAGCUCAACCUGAAGGAUCAAUUGCAGAGGGGUAUAUCGCUGAUGAGUGCCUCACCUUUUGUUCAAGAUAUUUUGAAGGCAUUGAGACUCGAUUCAAUCGGCCUCGUAGAUACGAUGAUACCAUCUUAAACAAGGAAAAAUAUUUUUUCAAGUCUGGAGGUAGAGCUGUUGGAAAAGUUGAAAUCAUGAAACUUGAUGAGUUAUCAUUGGCUCAAGCACAUCGCUAUGUGUUACUACAAAGUCCUAAGAUUUUUUCAUAUUUAGAGCAUUUCCUAAAGCAGCGAAGAAACAUGCACCAUGGACAAGUUAAUCAAAAUGUGGAGAAUAAGUGGGUAGUUGAGGAGUUUCCUGGUUGGCUUCAACAACAGGUUCCAAUAAUGGAGAAACAUCAUUGUGACGAAGAAACAGUAGCCCUCGCAAGAGGGCCAAACAGUUAUGCAAAGAGAUACAAAGCUUUCAUGAUCAACGGUUUUAAAUUUCAUACAAAGGAUCAAGAAAUCUACAGAAAGACUCAAAAUUCAGGGGUGGUUGUUGAAGUCAAAGAAGGGGAUGAGGAAAAUAUAGUUAAAAAGUAUUAUGGUUCUAUCAUAGAUAUAUAUGAAUUAGACUACUAUGGAAAAGGCAAUGUGGUGAUUUUUCGAUGUGAUUGGGUUAAUAUAAAUUCAUCUAGUGGAUUAAAAAAAGACAAGUAUGGGCUACCUCUAGUGAGCUUUUCAAGGUUGAUCCAUACAGGUGAAGCUUUGAAGGAUGAUCCAUUUGUUUUGUCCACUAAUGCAAAGCAAGUGUUUUAUGUGCAAGAUGGCAAAGAGAGUGAAUGGAUGCACAUUGUAGAGACAAAGCCUAGGGAUUUAUAUGAUAUGGGUUCAAAUUUGGAGGAGGGAUUUAUAUGAUAUGGGUGUUUGUAACAAUUUUAUGUCCUCUUACUAUUGAUUCACAUCAUUCUCCACCUAUUGAUUAAAUUCUAUAAAAAGAAACUGUGGGAGUGGCUGUUGUCUGA
Molecule: messenger RNA, 1055 nt
Organism: Salvia miltiorrhiza (redroot sage)
Lineage: Eukaryota; Viridiplantae; Streptophyta; Magnoliopsida; Lamiales; Lamiaceae
Exons: 3
Coding region: 244-948 (234 amino acids)
Source: RefSeq, a predicted model, not a curated record